AUGGAACAGAGAAAGAUCGUCCUUCUUGGGAAAACAGGAGAUGGCAAAAGCAGCACUGGGAAUACAAUUCUUGGAAAAAAUGUGUUCACCAGUAAAGCUUCAGCUAAUGCUGUAACAGAUAAAUGUGUAAGUGCAGACGGGACGCUCGAGGGAAAAAAGAUCACAGUGAUCGACACACCUGGAGCCUUUGACACAAAUCAUGAUGAAGAUGAGAACAAAUCUGAGAUCCUCAAAGCUCUGAUUGAAUGCGCUCCAGGCAUCGAUGCUUUUGUUGUGGUCCUAAAGGUCGGAAGAUACACGAAACAUGAAAAUGAGGUGGUACAGAAAAUCCUGAAUACCUUCAAAGAUGAACACGUCUUGAAACACACAGUGAUCUUAUUCACUUUUGGUGAGCAGCUAGAAGGCCAAACCAUUGAAGAGUUUGUGAAGACCAAUUCACAGCUUCAGGAGCUGGUUGAUAAAUGUGGAGGUCGCUGUCACGUCAUCGACAACAAAUACUGGAAUAAACAUAUUUGUGGGAACAAGAGCAACAAGUUUCAGGUGAAAAAUCUGCUGAAGACCAUCGACAAGAUGGUGAAAGAAAACGUCUGCUACAGCAAUGAGCUUCUUCAGAUGUUGGAGAAAGAGAUUCAAGAGGAAAUGAAAAAGAAUAAGAACGUGCCUCCAGAAGAGCAACGAGAAAGAGCAAAGAAAAUUGUUCAUGAUAAAUUUCUUAAGCAGCUUGUAGGAGCAUCAACAGGGGCACUGAUUGGUGCUCUUCUGGGCGCAGGUGUUGCAUUAGCUUCAGUUAUGGCUGUAUUACAAGCAAUUCACCCUUUGAAAGCACUAGCAGUUGGAGUUUCGGGUGCAGGAGCAGCGGCAGGUGGAGCAGCAACAGCUGCCAAGGCUGCAGUCGCAGGAGGAGCAGCGGAAGCAGGAGCAGUGGCUGGAGGUGCCGGAGCAGCAGCAGGUACAGGGGUUAGUGCAGGCACGACCUCUGCAGGUGUUCUUGGAGUCGCAGCUGUUAUAGGAGCUGUUGGAGGAGGAAUCACUGGAUGGAAAGCAGCAGAAGAAGCUGAUUCAGUGUGUGACGCCAUGAACAAGGGAGCAACAGCUAGCUAUGAGAAUGCAACAGCUCUGAGUGAUUACUGCAAAGUCGGUGCUCAAAACAUCCAUUAUUACAUUUGA
This is a messenger RNA of Sinocyclocheilus grahami, 1167 nucleotides long. RefSeq names its product GTPase IMAP family member 7-like. The transcript is spliced from 3 exons. Gene Ontology annotation, molecular function: GTP binding. Bases 1 to 1167 code for a protein of 388 amino acids. The record is from RefSeq and is a predicted model, not a curated record. Lineage: Eukaryota; Metazoa; Chordata; Actinopteri; Cypriniformes; Cyprinidae.